Molecule: messenger RNA, 1412 nt
Organism: Nymphaea colorata (pocket water lily)
Lineage: Eukaryota; Viridiplantae; Streptophyta; Magnoliopsida; Nymphaeales; Nymphaeaceae
Exons: 2
Coding region: 870-1295 (141 amino acids)
Molecular function (GO): nucleic acid binding; zinc ion binding
Source: RefSeq, a predicted model, not a curated record
AUUAUGAAUUUAAUCUUUGGUCAUGUCUAUUGUUUGAAAUGAGUACGUUUGUACUUUAUGUCGUCAAAGUGACAUCUGUUGUACGAAUUUGCUUGUUUUGAACAUUAGAUGAUAGUAUACUUGAUCCAUGCGGACAAUGAUCAGCCCAAAGGAGGAUUGUUGUUUGGUCAGGUUUAAGUAUAUAGGGCAAUGAAUAUAUGAUAAUUUUUCAGGUUUUCAUGUGAAUAGCGAGUCAAUCCAAAGAUAGGCUCGUUGUUUGACAGGGUUAAUUAUUUAUAUUCAUUGUUGACCAAGAAUACCACUUGCAGUUAGUAUUUCAAUCCAAAGAUUGGAUAUUAGCGUUGCACCGGUACCUUGUGAUGGGAUUUGGGCCAUUGUAUUUAAAUUCAUUUAUAUUUGUUAUUUCAUCUUUGUACAUGUAUUGAUUGUGAGCAUGUUUGGUAUUUUUGUUGUUCUUUGUACAGUGAGUUCUGCUUCUAUGAUAUCUGCAAAUUUGAGUACUGUUCCUGAGUUAAAUGGUUCGAAUUUUAAGGACUGGAAAGAAACUGUUAUGAUUGUUCUGGGUUGUAUGGAUCUUGACCUUGCAUUUAGGGAGUUGUGUCCACCUCAACCAACAGAUCAAAGUUCCCAUGAGGAUAAGCGGUACUUUGAACGGUGGGAACGCUCAAACCGCAUGUGUCUAAUGAUCAUGAAGAGAUCAAUCCCAGAAAAUUUUCGGGGAUCUAUUACUGAAAAGGCUAGUGCCAAGGCGUUCCUUGAAGAGAUUGAAAAACGUUUUGCUAAAAAAUGAAAAGGCUGAAACAAGCACUCUUUUGAGUAAACUUGUGACGCUGAGGUUUAAAGGAAAGGGGAACAUACGGGAGCAUAUUAUGGAAAUGUCUCAUCUUGCUUCAAAAUUACAGGCACUAGGUCUGAGGUUACCUGAAGACUUUAUAGUGCAUAUGGUUCUUCUUUCUCUUCCACCACAGUUUGGACAAUUUAAAGUUAGUUAUAACUGUCAGAAGGAGAAAUGGACUCUUAAUGAGCUUAUUUCGCACUGUGUGGAAGAAGAGGAGAGAUUGAAGCAUGAUAGGAUAGAAAGUGCUCACUUGGCUACUACGCCUAAAAGUAAGAAAAGAAAGACGGCUAAAGAAAUUGCAGUUGAUCACGCAUCCAUCAAGAAACAAAAGAAGCAUAAGGAAGGCAAAUCAAGCUGCUUCUUUUGCAAGGAUGAAGGUCAUAUGAAGAAGGAUUGUACUAAGUAUCACGCAUGGCGUGAAAAGAAAGGGCUGCCUAAAUUGUCGGACGCCAAUUGAUGCUGAAAGAUUCAUCUAUGAGGGCGAUGACAUGAAGGCGAAGAUUGAAGCCAUAGCAGAUUUUCGAGUUAUUGUUAAAGACUGGUUGUCAUUUGAAUUUGAUAGAAACUUAUGUAA